UGGCCCCUCCGGUGUCCAACAAUGCUCAGGUCGUUCCCAGUUCCCAUUCCUCCAUCCCACACCAAAAUCUUUCCCCUCGGCGAGUACGAGUGAAAAGAAAGCAACUUUCUUCCAAGAAUGGGGGGCGGCGCCGGCGACGAGGUGGUGGAGGUGAGCUGCGGUGGCGACCCAGGGGCCUACGCGGCGGUGCUGAAGAGGAAGCUGGACAUGUACUGCGCCGCCGUCGCCAAGUCCAUGGAAGCUAAAUCACAAGAAUCUUCUUUGGGCUACCCCAACUCACAAGCUUCAGACACUUCUCAAUUGAUUUCUCCAGCUUCUUUUGAUGGUGAUGGAGAUGGAGCAAGCCUAAUCACAAACUCAAAUGUCAUAGACAAUGCUGAUUUUCAAGGCAAGCCAGCUAACAGUGGCACAUCAAGGGAACAGUCAGACGAUGAUGGCAAUCUUGAGGAGAAUUCUGACCCUGCUAAUGCAAAGAAGAUGAGGAGAAUGCUGUCAAAUCGAGAAUCAGCUAGGCGGUCAAGAAACAGGAAGCAAGCUCACCUGAACGACCUCGAAUCACAGGUUUCCAGUUUAACAGCUGAUAAUGCAUCUUUGCUAAAGCGCCUGGCUGACAUGACUCAGAAAUACAAGGACUCUACCCUUGAGAAUAGAAAUCUUAUAGUUGAUGUUGAGACUAUGAGGAGAAAGGUGAACAUAGCUGAGGAAGCUGUCAGGAGAGUAACUGGAAUAACCCUCCUGUUAUCCACCACAUCUAACCUGCCUGCAAGCUGCAUGCCCUUAACUUCAUGCAUGUCUGAGGCGGCUUCUGCUGCUCUUCCCAUUGAAGAGAGCAUGAAACAAUUUUUCCAGGCGCCUCUCCUAGAUGAUCAGAUCAAGCCUGACCUCCCAAAUGCGGCAACUUCUGGGACCAGUGGGGAGAUGGACGCCAUGCCAUCCUCUCUGCGACAUGUCGCUAGCUUGGAGAACCUGCAGAAGAGGAUGCAUGGAGAUUCAGUACAUUCUGAGACUUGUAAUGCUAAGCUUCGGUGGUAAUGGAACUUGUAUCACCCAUGCAUCUGGGUGAUAUCAAUGCCGUGGUUUGUAUACUAUCCUGAAGGUAAAUAAUCUGUGCUUAAGGCUGCCAAUUUUGACUCUUUGCACUUCGUAUGUACAUCACAAACCACGAAUGCACAAGAAAGAUACAUUUAGGAAUAUUAUAGAGGAUGGUUCAGACUUCAGAAUCCCUGCUUUUGUUGUCAUUUAUAUGAAGCUUUCUCUGCUAGAUUGCAAAUGUAGCUUUCUCUGUUGUAUAUAA
Phragmites australis (common reed) is the source of this 1294-nucleotide messenger RNA. RefSeq names its product light-inducible protein CPRF2-like. The coding region runs from base 118 to 1032 and encodes 304 amino acids. Gene Ontology annotation, biological process: regulation of DNA-templated transcription. NCBI's taxonomy places the organism in Eukaryota, Viridiplantae, Streptophyta, Magnoliopsida, Poales, Poaceae. Gene Ontology annotation, molecular function: DNA-binding transcription factor activity. The transcript has 6 exons. The record is from RefSeq and is a predicted model, not a curated record.